GAUUUUGACACUUGACUGGAAGGCGCGCGCUUUGUUUUCAUAUAUAAAUUGCCUUGUUGGCCUUCAAAAUAUCACAUUUAUCUGGUGCUUUUCAGCGUAUUCACAGUGAAUAAGUGUCUUCUCUGAAUCUGCUAUGAGCGAAGAAUCAAAAUAUCUGCGAGUGGCUCUUCUGCAGCUCAAAGUGGGCAAGAAUAAGGAGGAGAAUGUGUCACGUGCCAUUGAGAAACUGCGCUCCGCUGUGGCUGAACAUGGACCAAAUUCCUCCACUUGGACGUCGAAGAACAAGAACUUCCUCUGCAUCUUGCCCGAGUGCUUCAACUCUCCGUAUGGUGUGAAGUACUUCAAUGAGUACGCCGAGACCAUCCCCGAUGGCUACACUAGCAGGGAGAUCUCGAAGGCUGCGAAGGAGUUGGGAAUCUACCUGAUUGCUGGAUCGAUUCCGGAGAGGGAGGCUGAAGGAUCGUCAACUCUGUACAACACCAGCACUAUUUGGUCGCCGGAUGGAGAGAUGAUUGGCAAAUACAGGAAGAUGCAUCUCUUUGACAUCGACAUUCCCGGACAGAUUCGCUUUCAGGAGUCUGAAACGCUGAGUCCGGGCAAUAGUUUGACCACAUUUGCCAUUGACGAGGCAAAGAUUGGCCUGGGAAUUUGCUAUGACAUCCGAUUUGAGGAAUUGGCGCGCCUCUAUCGCAAUGACGGAUGCAAUUUCCUGGUUUAUCCAGGGGCAUUCAACAUGACGACUGGACCUCUUCACUGGACACUCCUUGGCCGGGCUCGGGCCUCAGAUACUCAGUCUUUUGUGGCCACAGUUUCUCCGGCGAGGGAUGAAGCAUCGGAUUACGUGGCUUACGGCCACUCUUCGCUGAUCGAUCCCUGGGCUCACGUUCUGGUGGAUGCGGAGGCUCCGGAGGCUACAGUCGUCAAGGAUUUGGAUUUCAGCGAGUGCGAGAAGGUGAGAGCCCAAAUUCCCAUCUCCAGGCAGAGACGGGAGGACAUCUACAGGACCACGAAAGUCACGUUCUAGAGGGAAAAUGGAUUUCCUCGCAUGCGUUAUGUACAAAUUUGUGGAGUCAAUAAAUUUCUACGUCUCCUUUUCAUAACAUC
Phlebotomus argentipes is the source of this 1104-nucleotide messenger RNA. Its product is annotated as omega-amidase NIT2-like. NCBI's taxonomy places the organism in Eukaryota, Metazoa, Arthropoda, Insecta, Diptera, Psychodidae. The record is from RefSeq and is a predicted model, not a curated record. Gene Ontology annotation, molecular function: omega-amidase activity. Gene Ontology annotation, biological process: L-glutamine metabolic process; oxaloacetate metabolic process. The transcript is spliced from 3 exons. Bases 134 to 1024 code for a protein of 296 amino acids. Gene Ontology annotation, cellular component: mitochondrion.